Molecule: messenger RNA, 2072 nt
Organism: Drosophila obscura
Lineage: Eukaryota; Metazoa; Arthropoda; Insecta; Diptera; Drosophilidae
Product: myelin transcription factor 1
Exons: 8
Coding region: 88-1563 (491 amino acids)
Molecular function (GO): protein binding
Source: RefSeq, a predicted model, not a curated record
CGCGAUUGGGGCAAUGUGAAGAGUCGUGGACUGUAAGAGUGCUGCGACACAACCAGAGACUCUGCCAUCGAAAGAUAUAAAUUGGCGAUGCCGCCGAAGCGUCGUAGAAGAUUCCAUGGCCUAUAUUACCAUUCAUCGCCACCCAAAGUUAUGCCGAUGAACGGACAGACGGGCGGCCUGAAUGGAAGCAAGCGGCGCAGCAACGAUGAUUUCUCGGUGAAGCUAUCCACCAUCCGUAUCUGGAUGCACGAAAAGGACAUUGGCAAACUGACGCGCAUUCUGUGGGCGGGCCAAGGACAUCGCCUGUGCCAGCAGGCCAGCAACAAUGGGCGUGUCAAGCGUUUCCUCGCCGCCGUGCCACAUGUCAUGAAUGCCAUCAAGGAUCUGCAUCAGGCGGUGAUCGACAACAAUCUGGAAACGGUGCAGGCGCAACUGGAGCCGCCCGUUGCCGCCGCCCUGGUGACCUGCAAGGACGGCAAUGGCCUGAAUGUCAUCCACAAGGCCGCUGGCCUGGGCCACACCAAGAUACUCGAAUAUCUGGUCGGCCUCUGGCCGGAGGGGGCCCACGAGAUGGACAUCACCGGCAAGACGCCGCUCCAUUGGGCAGCCAGUGCCAAAAACAACAUGCGCUGCUACACCCUGCUCACCCAGGCGGGCUGUGACGAGGAGGCCCUCGACUAUAAAAUGAAGACACCCUCGUACUACCGCCACAAGCCGCACGAAAUCGAGCGGGCCUUUCUCGUCUAUGUGCCGGAGGCACCGCGUGUCUCCCCCGAGAGCACCACCGACUGGGAGGCCUUGAGCGAUGAGAGCGGCGACAACAGUGCCGGCGGCGAUGCGGCCAGCAAGAAAUCGGACAUUAAAGUGGCCCCCACUGUGAAUGGACGUAAGUCUCUGGACGACAGCAUCGAGAACACCUCGGAGCUGGACACAAACGAUGGUACAAGUGCCAAUGAUGAGGAAGAUGAUUUGUCCAAGGCGGAUGUGGAUGUGGAGGUGGAGGUGGACGUGGAUGGGGAUACGGUGCCAGAGCCGGCAGAAGUGCCGCCAUUGCAGCGCCGACCGGAAACGCCGGCCACAUUCAACAAUGGCCACAUCAAUGGCGACGACAUCGAAGGCGACACCGAAGGCGACAGUGAGGCGACACCGGAGAAUAUUGCAAGCGCUGUAAGCGGCGGUAAGGAAGGAGGAGAAGAAACUGCUGGCCAGGGUGGAGAGGAGCCGAAGGAACAGGAACAGGAACAGUCUGCUGCAACCGAGGAGGCAAACCACGAAGAAGCUGCCACAGAGCAGGAGCAGGAGCAGGAGCCGGAGCAGCAGCAGGAGCCUGCCACUGGGAGUGAGCUAAAAGUUAACGAAAAGACUGAAGAGGCGCAGCCAGAGACGGAACCAGAAGGGGAAGUGCCAGAGGCAGCAGUUGAAGAGGCAAAGAUCAGCGAGGCGGAGGCGAAGGUGGAGGUGGAGCAGCCGGUACCAGUGACUGAGCAGAAGGAUUCCCAGGAUCUGGAUAAUGUAGAAGAGAAUGACGAUGACGAUGAUGAGGUACACUUUGGCGUGCUUUAGGUGUCCAGCGUGCAACAUGUUUUGUAGUUCUCUCACCGUACCGUAUGUUGUGUGUGCCGUUCAAUCGCUCAAAAAACAAAACACUUUUCGAACUCAAAUGUGAACUGUAAAAUGAAAGCAAACCAACUAUCCUAUCAAUCAAACAAUCAAUCAGUCAAUCAACUGCAGCAGGCACCCCAAAUUUCCAUUCAUUCUAAUUGUUUUCCACACCAACAACAACAACAACAACAAUACAAAGCAGCAGCAGAAACAACAGCCAGAGCCACCUGCAACAGCAACCAGCAGCAGCAGCAGCAGCAGCCCAAGAAUGAAUAACCGCAGCAAUCAGCUUACAUAAUGAUAUAUAACCAGACAUAUUUAAUUCUUUAUUCAGCUAUACAUAUAUACCCUACAUAUAUACUACAUAUAUAUAUAUUUUGUAAAUGCAAAGUGUGUUAAGUUCUCUUCGCUCGAAGUAAACAAAAAAAAAUACUAUUAAACCAUAAACGAUAACAGUAACCAAUUAAAAA